CGCCGCGGGCCGAGAGGAGGCUUCGGUCGCUGCGCGCGCCGCCGCCGCCGUACGGUGCGGAAGCGAAGGGCGCCGCAGGCGCUUCUCGCCGGGGGUGCUCCCGUGCUCUGUCCGCGGCGGGAGUGCAGGUUUUCAGGGACCAUGGUGCAGCUUUACAACUUGCACCCGUUCGGGUCGCAGCGAGUAGUGCCCUGCAAGCAAGAGCCGGCCCAUUUCUGCUGCGGCCGCGACGUACUGUUCGUGGCCAGCGCGGCGGCCAGCUGCAGGGUGGAGGUGUUCGCCCUGCGCGACCAGGGUCGCUGUGAGCCCCUAGGCUCCUUCGCCACGCUGGGCCCCGUCCUGCGCAUGGCGCACAGCCAGACAGGAGACUAUCUGGUGACAAUUGAAGAAAAAAGCAAAGCAACUUUCCUCAGAGCAUACGUGAACUGGAGAUGCAUGUCUGCAGGGAGUUCUCGUGUUUGUGUUCGGAUGGUUGGUCACAAGAUGGAAGAGUCAUACAGUGAAACCUUAAAAGAACAGAUGUCAAUUGUGGAAAUGCCACUUUCAGAUCCUCCACUCUGCAUUUCAUGCUGUCCUCUAAAUGGAGAUCUUCUUGUGGGCUGCAAAAAUAAACUAGUCAUGUUCUGUUUGAAAUACCUGUUUAUAAACCAGAAUUUGACUGUGUUAGACUUUGAACGCUCCUUAAUUUUACACAUUGAUAACUUCAUUCCUGCUGAAAUUGCAUUUUGUGCCCGACAUAUAGCCAUAACAACAGAGCUGGAUGUUCUGAUCCUGAAACUGGAAGUGGUCCAGCAAAGUGCAGACAGGACAGAGCAAUGUGCACAUAGCGUUAGUACACUAGAAAAGCCUGUGGAUGGAGGUGUGAAAGGUGAAGGCCCUUCAACACACACUUUGCAGCUAGAAUUAGAUGAGUUCAUCAUAUGUCAGAAGCCAGCAGAACUGCUUGGGGAAGAAAGUAAGCUAUGUGAGAUACCCAUCACACUGGAAUACACAGAGUUACCUACGGAAGACACAAAGUGCUUCCAAGUGCGGUAUCUGCUUUUCAGGUGUUUUACACCUGACCAGUCACCUUUUGGGUUCUGUGAAGACACAAAGCUGCACUCUGUUCAGCUGCUUCCUGUAUAUCAGACAGGAAGUUCUAUGACAGCCCAUGAGGAAACUGAGAUCAAGAAAGAACUACUGAGUCUCUUCUGCUUUUUCUCUUUACCUCAUGUUGGAUAUCUCUACUCUGUUGGGAAGUUAGUAGAACUGAUUUCUACUUACCAAUAUUCAGAGAAGUCAGAGCAGGCAGUUCUCACUUCACAGUUCCUGCAUGUCAUUACAAGUGAGAACCUGCAGUGCUUCACAGUGCGGUGCAGUGCAGCAGCAGCUCGUGAUGAGGAUCCGUAUAUUGAUACGACCGUGAAGGCUUGUCCGCCUGUCACACUGGAUGUCUGCACAUUAAGAAUGCAGCUUUUUAUAGGACCAAGAGCUAUCUGUCAUUUCAAAAACCAUAUAAUUCUUUUGACUAAGGCGGACACAGAAGAUAUUACUGAAAGAAGAAAGCCUACAAGAAAGAUGCUUUCCAGAAAGGCUGACAGCAUCAAAUCACGAACAAAUUCUGAGUCAGAGCCUGGUUGGAAUUUAUAUAUUAUAAACACUGUUUCAACCAUUCAGCUUUACAGAGAAAUGGUAGAUUAUAGUAGAACCUAUGAAAAUGUAAAAACUGAGAGUUGCAUCCAUCUGCUAAGUGAGGCUCACUUACUGGUCAGAGCAGCUAUAAUGGACCCUCAUUUCUUUAAAUCAGAUGAGAAAGAAGAAAUUCUAAGAGCAUUCAGAGAAAGUUGUGCUGCCUUAGGAGACUGCUACAGCAGGUUUGACACAAAGGAUUACCACCUUGCUUUGCCAUACUACAGAAUGUCAGGUUUAUCCAUGACUGAAGUUUUAAAGAGACUAGUUUCAGAAGGUGAUGAAGUACAUACGUAUGAGAGAGGAUUUAUAUUUUACUUAACUCACUCUCUUAAUGAAGACUUAAAUGAAGAAUUAAGUAAGGAAUCAGCAAAUAAAGUUCUCCAAAUAUUCUGUCUUGCUGACCCUGUGCAGCUGCCUCAUAUCCUCUGCAGCCCCUGCAUGAGAAAUGUAUGUCCAGUGACAGCUGUGAAGUACCUUCAGAAAGUAGAAAAGAUUAUGCCAUCAGUGGUCCUGACGCUUACUAAGGCCUUCAUGGCUCUGAAAAUGGGAGACCUGACGAUGUAUGAACAUGAGAUGGACUCCUGUAAGGAGACAGUACUGGGUUGUGGCUUCAUCGGGCAACCAAAGCUCUUGAGACAGUGGAAGGAAGGAACAGUUAUGCCAACUGAAUUUGCUGUUCACCUGAAGGAGACGCAACCUGGUUUGCUGGUGGCUGCCAUUGUGGCUUUACAUGAGAACAGUAAAAUUGAACUAGAGGAAGCAGAUACCUUUUUCAAGAUGUUGUGUGGUAACAGAGAAAGCACUAUUCCUCAGCUCUUGGUAGAUUUCUGGGAAGCUCUUGUAGUGUGCUCUCAGAAAGAAAUACUUCAGGAGCUUUUACUGAGGCUUACUUCUCAGUAUGUUUCAAGAAUAUUGAAGAAGCAACUUCCUGAGACUAAGCCACUGAAAACAACAGAGGAUCUGAUAAACUCCUGUAAUCAUUUUGGGUUGAUUUUCCCGUGGGUAACAUUCAUAAUGUCACUGGGAUCUCCAUCUGCUAAAGAUUACAGUGAAGAUAUCUCAAAAUUACAGUCUCUUCUAUGUAGUCAGUCAAUCAACAUAGCUUCAGCUCUGCCUGUCUUGGAGCCUCUGACAGAGGAUGGCAAUGUUGGCCUCACCAUCCAUGUUCUCUGCAAUACCCGCCUAGGCAAAUAUGAGGAAGCCAUUGACCAGCUUCUCGAAAGGUGUCCUGAUGCAGCUGUAUUAUAUGCUCAGCAUGAGCUGAAAGGUGACAAUCGGGCUGUAUGGUGGAACAAGCUACUUCCUGAAUUUUGCAAGAGAGCUAGACUUACUGGAAAUGACUGCCCUGUUUUUAUUUCAUCACUGAAAGAAACUUUAUCAGUUGUUGCAAUGGAACUGGAACUAAGAGAUUUCCUCAGUUUUCUACCAGAGGAUGGAACUGCAGCAUUUUUCCUGCCACAUCUUCUUCACUGCAGCCAGAGGAGGGUGAUGACCUAAAACAACGGAAGCCUACUAUGCACUCAAAUACAAAGAAUGUGACAGAAUAAAAAAGUAAAUGAAAACAAAACUACAUAUAAGGUACUGUAGGACUCCCCUCACAUAAAUCACCUUUCAUUAUUUCUCAGUUGAAACCUUAUGAGAACUAUUGAGUGACAGCUAUUGUCUGAGGCAAAGCAACUCUUUUGAAGCUAAUAGUAGUACACUCCGACAAAGGUCAACAAACCAGAAUUACUGCCAGGUAGAACUGAAUGGCAGUCAGCUGGACUGGUGAAAAAGUGACUUUUCAACUGUUAGGCAGGAUCACAUGUCCUCUCAAGGAGGGUGAACUUACAGCCAAAGCAGCUAAAAAAUACAGACUGUACAGUACAAUUGGACAUUUGAUGUUCAGCAAAAGUAAAGCAGAGAGUCAGACUUAUUCUACGUUACUUAGUUGGAUCACUGACCAGGGAGGAGGAGUUUAAAUUCAGGCAGAGGUCUAACUGUGUGAGUAAAAAGCAUGUGCCUUACUCCUCCAAGUGGAAUUUGGCCCCACUUCAUUUUGCAGCAUAGACAUUCCCUUGAAUUCCAGUUGGUAAACCCAGUCAGCUGUUCUGGCAUCUUAAUUACGUACCCAUGCAAGUGUUGCACUGAAAAUGUUUUCAUUUAGCAGUUCACAAAAAAAAGUCGUAAUGACAAAGAGCGUCAAAUUGAAACCGAAGUGUUUUCAAGGGCAUGGAAGAUACGGACUACUGCAUGCUUGCUCUUUAUUUUCUUUCUUCUGUUGUACUCAGUUAGUGGGAAAGUAUUUGAAGUAUACCUAGGCCAGAGAUGCAGCUGAAAACUCUUACUACUUCUGGGUUGUUUUGUUAAACCUCUCAGGUAAUUGUGCAUGUAUGUACUGAUGUUUGUCUGUCUUUUGGGCAGAAACUAUCCUACUGUUCCUUCAGCUGUAAUUCAGUCGUAAUAAACUGUUACUAUGUUUAUGACCUUCUUACUAAUGCAGUUUGUUUUUUUGAGAAUCUACCACAAAUAGGAUGACUCCAUGAUUCCAUAACCAUUUAAAGGCUUAAUUAGCUGGCAUUGCUCUGUGAAAUCCAUUUUUACAAAAGCUGUAAAGUUACUUAAUGUAGAAGACAGUCAGAAGAGAUCAUCUGCAAUGCAAAUAUAUUAAAAAGAGAAAGGUAAAAAAAAUAGUAUCAUUUCUCUGUAACAUUACUGAUACAGCCAAAGUCAGUGAUCUGAUUUACGAGUAAGGAUUAUGCUGGUUUCAGUAGAAUCUUUCUACCUUAAAAAAUGAUAAAGCAAUUUAGGCUUGUUACAGAAAAGCAAUUUCAUUUGUUCUAGUAGCUGUAAAGCCUAAUAUUUUGCUUGCCUGCCUGUCCCAUAAAUCCUUCCCUCUUGUUUGGCACAGGUCUAGGUAGAGUUGGGCUAUUCAAACACACAACGGAUGGCACCAACAAUACCUGCUCUUACUGCUUUCAUUUUUGACCAGUAUCAGUCAUGCACUAAUACUGCUUCUUCCAUCUGUCAAGAAAUGCUUAAUUUGCCUACUCCUGCCCUACAUAACUGGCAAAAAAAUGAUUCCACUGCAGGACCUGUCUAAGAUGCAACAAAACAAAGCUCUUAGGUGCAGCCGUCACCAAAUUUUGCCCUUCACUGUCUGAAUUUCAUCAGGCUUAUUUCAGCAUAACUUUGUCUGUCUUGUAAUUAUUUUCGUAACAGAGAACCAAAAACAUCUUGUGCAACCAUGAUCCCUCAAGCCAGUGCAUCUUUUAAACAUCUUGAAAGAUGUUACUGGAUAAAAUGAGAAAAUAAUUCAAUGGAAAUAAAAAAAAUUAUUUUGUUAGGUGUUCAGUUACAUGAUAGUGUGUGUGUGUGUGUGUAUAUAUGAAGUGUGAACCUAUGCAUAAAGUGAUAACUAAAUUCCUAUUUUAAAAGCAAUAGCUACUAGUAUAUUUGACCAGUAAAAUGUGACAGCAGAUACCCAAAACAGUCCUUCCUGUUACAUAGGGUUGUUUACAAUCUUUUUUAAAAAAAAGUACAUUCCAUUUCACUCUUCUGUGUCCCUCAGCAGUUAAAUAACAUGCACUAGGCAUCACCUAGAAUACGUUUAGAUUGCAAGUUACUAUUUUUAUUUAGAGGAAAAGAUACUUAGAAGCUGUUUUAUCCAAUCAGCUGUCUUAGCCUACAGCACAUUUGUUAGCCAUGGGCCACCAAAUGAAAUCUUCCAAAACACACAUGGAAAUGAAUUGUCCAGGAGAGGGUAUUUCUCAGGAAAUGCUUUGCUGAAGGUAAACCAUGGAGAAUCACUGUGGUAAAAUGUUUUCAUCAUUCUAGUGUGGCCCAUGUACCUUUACUCUUGAACUGAUCAAAUAAUCUUGGUAAUAAACACUGUUUUUCUGUAA
Messenger RNA from Pezoporus occidentalis (night parrot), 5555 nucleotides. RefSeq names its product HPS3 biogenesis of lysosomal organelles complex 2 subunit 1 (gene HPS3). Gene Ontology annotation, biological process: organelle organization. Bases 142 to 3168 code for a protein of 1008 amino acids. Gene Ontology annotation, cellular component: BLOC-2 complex; cytoplasm. The record is from RefSeq and is a predicted model, not a curated record. Lineage: Eukaryota; Metazoa; Chordata; Aves; Psittaciformes; Psittacidae. The transcript is spliced from 17 exons.